UUAAUGGUAAUAGCCCCACAAGCAAUAAAAGAGAAAGAUACAUUGGUCUCUUUUUUUUCUCUCUUUCUCUCAGUCCCACUCUUACUCUUCUUGCCUUCUAAGUUCUUCCCAAUUUUCAUCUCCUCAUAGAUCAAUGAAACCCAAUAUGGCUAGACCCUCUCAAGAUUUCUCCUCCAAGAGACACUUUCAUUGGACAAAAAAGGUUGGAAGUGAUCAUGAAGAUGAUGAAGCUCCAACCUUUAAGUCCUCUGAAGAAGAGAAAAAAGAAAAUACAAAGAAUUAUCCUUCUGCAGGUGCCAUCCCUUCUCCAAAGAGGAAACUUCCGGCAGUUGCAGUUGCCAGGCUUAGAACUGUCCUUAGUGCAUUCGGCAAGAGCCGACCAGGCUUGCCACUCGGCCUUGGCUCCCGAGUUGUGGGAACCCUUUUCGGCUCCCGGCGAGGCCAUGUACAUUUUUCAUUCCAGAAGGAUCCCAAUUCCCCACCUGCCUUUCUUGUUGAACUUGCCACACCGAUUAGUGGGUUGGUCAGGGAGAUGGCUUCAGGGCUAGUUAGAAUUGCACUAGAGUGUGAUAAAGAGAAGGAAGAAGAAAAGAAAGCUGUGAGAUUGCUGGAAGAGCCCAUGUGGAGGACUUAUUGUAACGGGAAAAAAUGUGGCUUUGCAACAAAGAAGGAAUAUGGGGAUAAGGAGCAGAAGAUAUUGAAGGCUGUGGAGCCAAUUUCAACGGGUGCAGGAGUGUUGCCUGGGAUUAAUGGAGAUGAAAAUGGAAGUGGAGGUGAUGGUGAACUCAUGUACAUGAGGGCUAAAUUUGAGAGAAUCGUGGGUUCAAGAGACUCUGAGGCUUUCUAUAUGAUGAAUCCUGAUAGCCAUGGAACUCCUGAACUUAGUAUCUAUUUACUUAGAAUCUAAUUUCACAGAAGUUCAAGGUUGAAGGUCCAAAAAACUCAAUUUUCAUGUUAAGCUAAGAGAGCUCUUCAUCCAUGGAAAUGGAGGUCUAGCAUCCUGCAAAUUUCUGGUUUUUUUUUUUUUAAUCUUUUUUUUUUCUUAUUUUUCUUUUUGAGAAAAUGGGAAGUGAGUUUAUUGUACUAUGUUAGAUUUAGCUGGAGGGGGGGCAAUACGUUAUAACCUUAUGGUAGAUGGGGGGUUCAUGAAGGUGUGCAUAUGUAUAGCUUUGUAUUUAUUAUUAUUAUCAUUAAUGGUUUAAUCAAGUUUAAGAGCCA
Molecule: messenger RNA, 1218 nt
Organism: Mangifera indica (mango)
Lineage: Eukaryota; Viridiplantae; Streptophyta; Magnoliopsida; Sapindales; Anacardiaceae
Product: protein MIZU-KUSSEI 1-like
Exons: 1
Coding region: 134-907 (257 amino acids)
Biological process (GO): hydrotropism
Source: RefSeq, a predicted model, not a curated record